This is a messenger RNA of Cylicostephanus goldi, 1083 nucleotides long. NCBI's taxonomy places the organism in Eukaryota, Metazoa, Nematoda, Chromadorea, Rhabditida, Strongylidae. The record is from the annotation of a GenBank genome assembly.
AUGAAAGCCAAAUCGUUAACAAAAACUGCUGUGGAGGGAAGACCAACAAAUGAGGAGUUAGCACAAAAAGUAGACAAAGACACUGAAAUGGUGGAAUACGAUGCGUCUUCAAUGAAAACUAAAGAGCAAAGGCAAAGAUUUCCUAAAAUUAUUACUCCAAAAACAAGAUCUUCGAGCAAAAGUACAUCAAAGAAAAAGAAAAAAUCUUACCUGAAGGAGACGGUUACUAGAACAGAGAUUCUCACUACAAAGGAGGUUCCAGAUGGUGUUGGAUAUGAUCCAUCAAAAGCGGUGAUAAAGAAUAAAGAGAUUAAAACAAAAACUACCACAAACAUUUAUCCCGAUAAAACGCCCGAGGCUCCAUUACCCCAAACGCAAAUAAGGCGUACAUUCACAAGAAGUGAAUCUUCAGAUCGCUCGAAAAAUGCGGAACCGUUUAGUAGAUUCCUUUUGAACGGAGAGAAGGAAUCAAGCCAAAAGGAUUACAUAGCAAUGGUAAAAAAUGCUCUAGAAGCCGCAUUGGUAGAAUGGGAGGACAAGCACCGUCCGAAAAAGCCAAUAGAUCCAUACCGUCCACCAAAGAAAUCGUCAAAGAAAGGCUCUCGCAAGUCAUCCAGAAAGUCUUCAGCAGUCAGAGUAAUCAAGAUUGAUACAUCAGGUGUAGGUACAAAAGAGUCAGCCAAAGCGAGGCGGAAGACAUCGAAGAGGAAAAAAAGAGAAAAGGUAACUGUCGCUAAGUCGAAAACUCCCACUGAAAGUGAUGAGCUGAAGACAGCCACAAGGGCUAGGUCGAAUGGAGAUUCCAUGCAAACUCUUUCAGAAUCCGGACUUGCUUCUGCGAAAUUUCCGGUGGUGAAACAUGCGAAAAUAAAGACACCAUCAACAUUAGCGUUUUCGCCCUCGCACUCGUCAUUGCUCGGCAAAAAAGUCAAACCAAGAACCCCAACAAAAGUUCGAAGACACUCAAGAACCCCAAAAAGAUCAGAAGGCUUCAAUCUGGCGGAAAGAUCUGAGUCUUACUUAGAUCGGCAAAUAAGUGCUGCCAGGCGAAGGGAACGAACAGCAAAAAAGCAGGUUAGUUAA